Molecule: messenger RNA, 910 nt
Organism: Eubalaena glacialis (North Atlantic right whale)
Lineage: Eukaryota; Metazoa; Chordata; Mammalia; Artiodactyla; Balaenidae
Gene: CEBPZOS
Product: CEBPZ opposite strand
Exons: 6
Coding region: 118-489 (123 amino acids)
Source: RefSeq, a predicted model, not a curated record
UGCUAAUUCAGAGGAAAACAGCACUCCAGGGGAUGGUAGAUACAGGAAGUGUCUCCGUAGGUUCACAGCAACUUGUCAACCUUACAAUUCUGAGUACUUGACUCUUAAUUGUCUGGCAUGCAUGAUUGCAAAAUAACCCAGAUUGGAUCAUGCAUUUGCACGGGUGAGCCUUUGACUGCAGGUGGGCCUGAUGUUCUGCGAAAUCCCAGCUUCCCGUUUGGCUCCUGGAUCCACCCAGGCCUGAGGAUGGCCCGUACUAUGGAUCCACUGGCAAAGAAGAUCUUUAAAGGAGUUUUAGUAGCUGAACUUGUGGGCAUUUUUGGAGCAUAUUUUUUGUUUAAAAAGAUGAACACAAGCCAAGAUUUCAGGCAAACAAUGAGCAAGAAAUUCCCUUUCAUCUUGGAAGUUUAUUACAAAUCCAUUGAACACUCUGGAAUGUAUGGAAUCAGAGAGCAAGAUCAAGAAAAAUGGCUGAACAGCAAAAAUUAGGAAUUUGACCAUCGAUCAAAGUUUGCCCUAUUUUGUAGUAUCAGGCAAGAUUAAAAUUCCAAAGUUGACAUGGAUGGAUUUUAGACUAAGUGUAAACUCUAAUUAAGUCAGAGGUUUUGUUCUUUGGACUGUGAAGAAAUUGAUGGAAGGUUUGUUUAUUAUGUGAUAAAUGGAGUUUUGUUUACUACUCAAAAUAAACCUGUUCUUUAAAAUCCCCCUCUCCUUUGCCCUUUGGUACCACAAGUUUUUCUUCUAUGCCUGUGAGUCUGUUUCUGUUCUGUAAAUAAGUUCAUUAAUGUUUAUUACAUUUUAACUCACACUAUCUAAAACUAUAUUAACUAAAAAUAUUGCUUUUAUCCAUUUUCACUUUACCUGAAACAAUACUUAAAACUCUACAUCAAUGUCUCUACUAGAGCCACUU